This is a messenger RNA of Apus apus (common swift), 574 nucleotides long. It is a transcript of the gene NDUFA12, whose product is annotated as NADH:ubiquinone oxidoreductase subunit A12. Gene Ontology annotation, cellular component: membrane. The transcript has 4 exons. Lineage: Eukaryota; Metazoa; Chordata; Aves; Apodiformes; Apodidae. The record is from RefSeq and is a predicted model, not a curated record. The coding region runs from base 42 to 482 and encodes 146 amino acids. Gene Ontology annotation, biological process: mitochondrial respiratory chain complex I assembly; response to oxidative stress.
CCCGGGGCGGUGCCGGGGCGCGGAGGGCAGGCCGCCCCAAGAUGGCGGAGUACGUGCAGGUGCUGAGGCGGGCGCUCAAGCACCUCGGCGGCCACGGGGGCGUCCGCGGCGCCUUGUGGCAGCUGCUGAGGGUCAAUGAUUUGAAGACUGGUAUGCUGGUAGGAACUGACAAAUAUGGAAACAAGUACUAUGAAGACAGAAGAAACUUCUUUGGUCGGCACAGAUGGGUCAUCUAUACUAAUGAAAUGAAUGGCAAAAAUACAUUUUGGGAAGUUGAUGGAAGUAUGGUGCCCCCUGAAUGGCAUCGCUGGCUUCACUGUAUGACAGAUGACCCUCCAACUACUCAUCCACCAGUUGCUCGCAAAUUUAUCUGGGAGAACCAUAAAUUCAAUCUGAGCGGCACUCCCGGACAGUACGUACCUUACUCCACUACUCGCAAGAAGAUUCAAGAGUGGAUCCCACCUACAACAGCUAGCAAAUAACAACAACAAAAGACGUAACUUGCAACAGCUUUGGCUUUCAGUGUGAAUUGUAUUUUCACUGGUUUUGUUCAAAAUAAAAGCCUCCUGCAACA